AGCAGAGGCAGCAGAGGCAGCAGAGGCCUGCUGACAGUAACGACUUACUGUAACGACCCCUGUCUGUCUGUUUUGUCGGAAACACCUUCAGUCAGUACAACAACAUCCCCAGCAAAUAGUCUGAUGCCACAGCUGUUUACAUUCAGUCAUCCUUUUUAACCGCUUGAAGAAGGGCUGGUGGUGGCGGAAUAGGCUGUGUUGACCUUCAUGCUGAAAGCUCAAACGUUUUGAGGGUGUUGCCCAAUGGAUCAUGGUGACCAGCUUGAGAGGAAAGACAGAGUAAUGUCACAAGUUCAGGUGGGGGAGGUUGACCUCUGUGAUAACCUUCCUAAAUCUGAAGAUCUCAACGCCCAAACUCAAAAUCUCAACGAGGCAAACACACAGAAACAAAAUGAAGAGGAAGGAGGGCUCAUACAAAAAGCCACAGUCAACAACAAUGGGAAGUGUGUGGAGGAGGCAAAGGUAGCAUGCACAGAAAGAGGCAGAGAGGACGAGGAAGAAGACGUUGAUGAGGUGAUGAAAGAUGAAGAAGACGAGGAAGAAUCAGAGGAAUCGAGCUGUCAAAUGCGCUGCCAGUCUCCCAUGACUGAUUCCUCCUAUUCAGAAACAGGCAGCCUGCUGGAGACUCCCUUCAGCCCCGGGACCAGUCCAGAGCCUACAUCCCCUUUGGUGGUCAGUCCACAAACUGUACAUUCCAUCAGUCGAGUGGAACAGAGCCAGGGUGAUAUCAAAGUUCAUAACUCUGAAUCAGUUGCUUCCACCACAGGGUCCAUUACACUGGCACCCACCUUCACCAUGGGGCCUAUUGAUUCUACUACUCCUACUUUAACCUCAGACACCUGCCCACCUGGGACUACAUGUAUCACAGAAGCUGCAGACAGAAUAGCAAAAAAUACUAACUUCCCUACAGAAUAUCUUACCUCAGAGGCAUUUACAGGAACUACUUACACUACGAGGAUUAAUACUUCCAUUGCUUCCUCCCCUCUGAGUUCAGUUACGGGACCCCUAACCUUUACCACACAGCCUACGACUGCAGGUACAGAAUCCACUACCACCACAGGACCUAUGACCUCUUGUUGGAAACAGAUUACCUCCACACCAGUGCCCACCAGUUUGUCAGAGUCCACCUGCGCCACAGGGCCUAUUCCGAGCUCUGCACUGCUGAAGUCUCUGGAGGAGUUGGCACAAAGAGGAGAUGACUCCCACCUUCCACAGUACCUUCACCAGAUUGCCGAGACCUUUGUCCUUCAUAAAGACUACCAGCGGGCAUUAUGUUGCAUCCAACUAGAGAGACUCUAUCACCAGAGAGUAUUGGACAACCUGAAUGCACUACAAGAGCAGUGGGCGAGUCAGUGUUCUUCUUCCUCUGACCUGGCAACCCAACAUCUGGACACCCUUAAGAACAUCUGCCAGACACACAGUCGACCAGGCGCUACAGAUGCUGAGACUGCGUCUCUGAAAACUUUGACGCCUACAUUUGAAGAAAGUGGUGUGCUGCCUUCAAGUUCCUCAGUCCAUCAGGUUGAUGAAUGGAUGGAGCCGAGAGGCCAUAACUCCUCCCCCCCUCAGAUCAGCCCUCCAGUCGUACCCUCCAUUAAUUUGACGGAUCAGCUCGAUUCCCCUGAGAUCUCGGCAAUAGAGAGGGAAGACCUGAGCAGGGAAGCGUGUUUUCAUGGAGAUCAGCUGACUGUCAAGCAAGGCAGCGGGGAUGAGGUAAGAGAGGAAGAAGGAGGGGUAGAACAGACCACGUCAGUCAUUAGAAAUGGACUACACCCCUCUACAGCUGGAGAAAUGGAUCAGUCCAAGCCCGCAGAGCAGCAGGGAGGAGAUUUAGGUCCUGCACAGGAAAGGGAAGCAAAAAAAGACGAAGAGGAGUGUGACCUGGGGAAGGCAGCCGAGGUCUUAGAGAUGGAGGAUGAGGGAGAGGAAGAGGAAAAGGAGAGGCAGAAGAAAAGAGAUGCUCCUCUGUGUCAGGAAGCUCUCCCAGUGGAGACUCUGGUCAGUGGGGCAGAGGUGGAGGUACAACAGCUGCAGCAGGAAGCCCGAGAGGAGGGGAAGCUGCACAGGAAGACCCAGGAGAGCGCUCAGACCUGCCUGCCCCAGGAGACCCGCCUCCCUCAGGAGGAUCAUAUAGAGCAGCAGGAGCAGGCUGAGGAGGAGGAGGAGUAUGAAGAUGAGGAGGAGGAGUACGAAGUGGAGCAAAUUAAAAUCAUCAGUGAAGCAGCCUCACUGGACGACAUGGCUAAACUCAUCACUGUACAGCAGGUGUCUCCUGCGUCUGGCCUGGUCUCCAUAUUAAAGCGGCGUCCUGUUUGUCUGGAAGACGUGAGUGUGAUCGGCAGCUCAGAGCCCCGACCGGACAAAAACCCGGCCAAAAGACGCGUCCGCUUCAAAGUCCCAGAUGACGGCUAUGAACAAGAUGUUGGCGGCGGAGACUCCUGCCUGCUGCUCUUCCUGCUUUGUCUUGUUACCGUAGUGAUCAGUGUUGGUGGCACCGCCCUUUACUGUGCUCUGGGCGAUGCCCACUCCUCCGUCUGUCAGGACUUCUCCAGGAACGCAGACUUCUACGUCGCCCAGAUACAGAGUGGGAUAUCUCAGAUCCAGCAAUGGUUGGCCCCCGGGUCAUAGCAGCAAACAGUUUGUCAACAUUAAAGAGCAGCAGGCAUUACUGAAGCCCCUGCUGCUUCCUGGGACGAUGUUUUAUGAGGUGAGGGUGCCAGGCAGCUGCUACAGUCCCUGGCGCUGUGUGGAGUUAGCUAUUUGGCUAAUAUUACAUCAGAUACUGUUGGCAUUUUUAAGCCUGCUCUACUUUAUUUUUAAUACUCUUUGAAUACAAUCCCCAGGUCCGUUGAGCCUAAAAGUCUUAGGUGAGAUUUUCUUUACCACAAGACUUUGAGAGUGAAAGUAGGGCACAAGGAGAAAGAGGAUAACUGGAGAACGAGAGUGCUUUACAGAAGAGGAAGAACUGACCUACACUCCUAUCAACACUCUCCACAUUAAAAAGGUUAUUCAUCCUCGAGCUAAGUUUAGAAAUUAAUAAUGUGACUCAAGUGUCCUAUUGAACUAAGGUAACCCACGUGCGCUGUCAGCCCGUGAUACCUUAGUUACUGGUAGUGAGCUACAGUGACUGGAUACGAACUUUGACCGACUUUUCCAAAACUCAUCUCCCUCAGUUAAGGAAAAGAACAAAGUAAAUAAGUUGCAAUCCAUGGAGAUGUUAGAAAAAGAAUAGGAUAUAUAAUGUACAGUUUGUUAACUGGGGGGGCUCAGAGAUGCUCUACACACACUGCACAAUGGGAAUGGGCCAAUGGGCAUUUUACAAACCUUUGCAGCCACUAGUGUUGCUUUUUAUUGUUGACUUUUUUAAUUCACAAAUUUUAAAAUGAACAAAGCAUUUUGUGGUCUACUACUUGGAAUGAAACAUUAUGUCUUAAUCAAUCUGAAUGAAUGUUUGGAUUUUUAAUGUGAGACUAUGUCCCCUGUAGGGCAUUUAUGUAUUAUUCACCUUUGACAUGGGUCUCCUGUUGCUGCCCUUUUCUGUACUGUACUUUCUGCAGUGAGCUGACAUGGCUGCCACUGGAGACUCAAAGUCCAAACUGUACGUUUAUGGGUUUUCAAUUAGCUAUUUUUAACUUUAUGUAGCAUAUGCAACAUGUAAAGGAACACAGUGCACCUCUGUAUAUACUGUCAGAAGAAUGUUGAACAUGUUGCACAGAAUACUGGUACGAUUUAAAAAAUAAUAUUAUUGCAAUAUUUCUACAGGAACUGUUGUGUUGGUCCUGAGCUUAAUGCAGGCUUUAUUUUAUGUGAUCAGAAAAUAUCCAUUUCCACAAACUGUUUUCAGGGUCAGUGUGAGUGCAUGCCUGUUAUGUACAGAUAACUUGAACAGAAAAUAUUCCUAUGCGGGUUUGGAGAGGUUUGGCAUAUUUCUUAAAACAGUUGCAAACCAUAAUUAUUCUUAGUACGUCGGAUAUUUGGGACGAUCAAUAUUUGAAGCUCUGUCUGCCUGUGUUUGCUCUUCCUAGAUUAGAGGCAUCGCUCUCAAUAUGUGAUUGUCAAUGUUUACUAUCUGUUUUUUUCCUAAAUUAUUCUUUGCGCUCAGUCUGCUUAAAUAAUCAUUUAGUAAACAUUCGUCAUUUCCGAUAAACUGAUUUGUUUAGUCCCGGUUUUAUAGACAAAGAGGUCCUUUCUCUUUGUGGAAAAUUGAUUUCCUCAUGAGAAAAUACUUACUUUGUACAUCAAAACCUUUAUUCACACACCAGUGCUUUAACUUCUGUUUCUAAUCAUUUAAAGCAUCUUUAUUAAUUACUUAA
Molecule: messenger RNA, 4313 nt
Organism: Eleginops maclovinus (Patagonian blennie)
Lineage: Eukaryota; Metazoa; Chordata; Actinopteri; Perciformes; Eleginopidae
Gene: cnsta
Product: consortin, connexin sorting protein a
Exons: 13
Coding region: 244-2628 (794 amino acids)
Biological process (GO): positive regulation of Golgi to plasma membrane protein transport
Cellular component (GO): transport vesicle; plasma membrane; trans-Golgi network
Molecular function (GO): connexin binding
Source: RefSeq, a predicted model, not a curated record